This is a messenger RNA of Onychomys torridus (southern grasshopper mouse), 2083 nucleotides long. RefSeq names its product ubiquitin specific peptidase 2 (gene Usp2). The record is from RefSeq and is a predicted model, not a curated record. Gene Ontology annotation, molecular function: cysteine-type deubiquitinase activity. Lineage: Eukaryota; Metazoa; Chordata; Mammalia; Rodentia; Cricetidae. Gene Ontology annotation, cellular component: cytoplasm. Gene Ontology annotation, biological process: protein deubiquitination.
GAAGCCAUGUGAGUACUGCCCUUCCUGCCCCUGUCUUGCUCAGCAAGGCCACAACCGGAUCCCCAACUGAAGCUUCCGCCCAUGGUGCAUUCUGUAGCCCCCAGGGACAGCAGUACCAGCCCAUGAGGCUCCCAGUACCUACUGAGUGCCACCCUAAAGGAUGUCCCAGCUCUCCUCCACCCUGAAGCGCUAUACAGAAUCUUCCCGCUACGCAGAUGCCCCUUAUGCCAAAUCGGGCUAUGGCACCUACACCCCCUCUUCCUAUGGGGCCAACCUGGCCGCCUCCUUCCUGGAGAAGGAAAAACUUGGUUUCAAGCCGGUCUCCCCCACCACCUUCCUCCCGCGGCCCCGAACCUACGGCCCCUCCUCCAUCCUGGACUAUGACAGGGGCCGCCCCCUGCUGAGACCUGACGUCAUUGGGGGAAGUAAGCGGUCUGAGAGCCAGACCAGGGGCAAUGAAAGGCCUCCAGGCAUCGGACUCAAUGGAGGCGGUGGAUUCCCAUAUGGAGUGUCCAGCAACUCCCUCAGCUACCUGCCUAUGAAUGCCCGAGACCAGGGGGUGACCCUGAGUCAGAAGAAAUCGAACAGCCAAUCAGAUCUGGCUCGGGAUUUUUCCAGCCUCCGCACCUCAGAUAGCUACCGGACUUCAGAUGGCUACCGGUCCUCAGAUGGCUACCGGAUAGACCCCGGGAACCUGGGCCGCAGCCCCAUGCUGGCCCGCACACGGAAGGAGCUCUGUGCCCUGCAGGGGCUCUACCAAGCAGCCAGCCGCUCUGAGUACCUAACGGACUACCUGGAGAACUGUACUCGCAAGGGUAGUGCACCACAGGUGCUCACGCAAGCCCCUCCCUCCCGAGUCCCUGAAGUCCUCAGUCCCACCUACCGACCAAGUGGCCGCUACACACUGUGGGAGAAGGGCAAGGGCCAGGCCUCUGGGCCCAGCCGCUCCAGUUCCCCAGGGCGAGACACCAUGAAUUCAAAGAGUGCCCAGGGUCUGGCUGGUCUUCGAAACCUUGGGAACACGUGCUUCAUGAACUCAAUUCUUCAGUGCCUGAGCAACACCCGCGAGCUGAGAGAUUACUGCCUUCAAAGGCUGUACAUGCGGGACCUCGGUCACACCAGCAGCUCGCACACAGCCCUCAUGGAAGAGUUUGCGAAACUAAUCCAGACCAUAUGGACAUCAUCCCCCGGUGAUGUGGUGAGCCCAUCUGAGUUCAAGACCCAGAUUCAGAGAUAUGCACCACGCUUCGUUGGCUAUAAUCAGCAGGAUGCUCAGGAGUUCCUUCGCUUCCUCCUGGAUGGGCUCCACAAUGAGGUGAACCGGGUGACAGUGAGGCCCAAACCCAGCCCUGAGAACCUGGAUCACCUCCCUGAUGAUGAGAAGGGUCGACAGAUGUGGAGGAAGUAUCUGGAGAGGGAAGACAGUCGGAUUGGGGAUCUCUUCGUCGGGCAGCUAAAGAGCUCUCUGACAUGCACCGACUGUGGUUAUUGCUCUACGGUCUUCGAUCCCUUCUGGGACCUCUCGCUGCCCAUUGCAAAGAGAGGUUAUCCUGAGGUGACAUUAAUGGAUUGCAUGAGGCUCUUCACCAAAGAGGAUGUGCUGGAUGGGGAUGAGAAGCCAACAUGCUGUCGCUGCCGAGCCAGAAAACGAUGUAUAAAGAAGUUCUCUGUGCAGAGAUUCCCAAAGAUCUUGGUGCUCCACCUGAAGCGCUUCUCAGAAUCCAGGAUACGAACCAGCAAGCUCACAACAUUUGUGAAUUUUCCACUAAGAGACCUGGACUUGAGAGAAUUUGCUUCAGAAAACACCAACCAUGCUGUUUACAACCUUUAUGCUGUGUCCAAUCACUCCGGAACCACCAUGGGAGGCCAUUAUACAGCGUACUGCCGAAGUCCAGUGACGGGCGAAUGGCACACUUUCAAUGACUCCAGUGUCACACCUAUGUCCUCCAGCCAAGUGCGCACCAGCGACGCCUAUUUGCUCUUCUAUGAACUGGCCAGUCCACCCUCCCGUAUGUAGCAUUGAGGAGCUACAGCCCUUCCCUCUUCCCUGUGGCGGCCCCACGUCCUAAGUUUUUUAAAAAUU